Messenger RNA from Galeopterus variegatus (Sunda flying lemur), 1925 nucleotides. It is a transcript of the gene STRAP, whose product is annotated as serine/threonine kinase receptor associated protein. Lineage: Eukaryota; Metazoa; Chordata; Mammalia; Dermoptera; Cynocephalidae. The transcript is spliced from 10 exons. Bases 360 to 1412 code for a protein of 350 amino acids. Gene Ontology annotation, cellular component: SMN complex. The record is from RefSeq and is a predicted model, not a curated record. Gene Ontology annotation, molecular function: RNA binding; protein binding. Gene Ontology annotation, biological process: spliceosomal snRNP assembly.
UCGUCACUUCCGGGAAACGCUCAGCGUCAUUUGCGUCGUCACUUCCUGCUCAUACCGGCGUGUACGGUGUGGGUCGUGGCUGGGCCGGUUCUCCGGUUUUCCCCUUCCCUUACUUUCCUCCCUCCCUCCCUUUCCCUCCCUCGCCGAUUGUCGCUCGUCCGUCGCAGACUCCCUGACCCCUCCCUAACCCCCUCCUGACCUCGGUGCCGCCGGAUUGGCCUCCUUUUUCUGUCUCCCGGCCUAGCCCCAGUGUCAGGGCGGGGGCCUUGAGGAGCCUGAGGCGCUGCCGCUGCAGCUGAGGAGAGACAAGACGACGACGACCCUGGGCUCACCAGCCCGAUCUCUGGUUCGCCGCCGCCAUGGCAAUGAGGCAAACGCCGCUUACCUGCUCCGGCCACACACGGCCCGUCGUUGAUUUGGCCUUCAGUGGCAUCACGCCUUAUGGAUAUUUCUUAAUCAGCGCUUGCAAAGAUGGUAAACCCAUGCUACGCCAGGGAGAUACAGGAGACUGGAUUGGAACAUUUUUGGGUCAUAAAGGUGCGGUUUGGGGUGCAACAUUGAAUAAGGAUGCCACAAAAGCAGCUACAGCAGCUGCAGAUUUCACUGCCAAAGUGUGGGAUGCUGUCUCAGGAGAUGAAUUGAUGACUCUGGCUCAUAAACACAUUGUCAAAACUGUGGAUUUCACGCAGGAUAGUAAUUAUUUGUUAACUGGGGGACAGGAUAAACUGUUACGCAUAUAUGACUUGAACAAACCUGAAGCAGAACCUAAGGAAAUCAGUGGUCACACCUCUGGUAUUAAAAAGGCUCUAUGGUGCAGUGAGGAUAAACAGAUUCUUUCAGCUGAUGAUAAAACUGUUCGCCUCUGGGAUCAUGCUACCAUGACAGAAGUGAAGUCUCUAAAUUUUAAUAUGUCUGUUAGUAGUAUGGAAUAUAUUCCUGAGGGAGAGAUCUUGGUUAUAACUUAUGGACGAUCUAUUGCUUUUCAUAGUGCAGUAAGUUUGGACCCAAUUAAAUCCUUUGAAGCUCCUGCAACCAUCAAUUCUGCAUCUCUUCAUCCUGAGAAAGAGUUUCUUGUUGCAGGUGGUGAAGAUUUUAAACUUUAUAAGUAUGAUUAUAAUAGUGGAGAAGAAUUAGAAUCCUACAAAGGACACUUUGGUCCUAUUCACUGUGUGAGAUUUAGUCCUGAUGGAGAACUCUAUGCUAGUGGUUCUGAAGAUGGAACAUUGAGACUCUGGCAAACUGUGGUAGGAAAAACAUAUGGCCUUUGGAAAUGUGUGCUUCCUGAAGAAGAUAGUGGUGAGCUGGCAAAGCCAAAGAUUGGUUUUCCAGAGACAACAGAAGAGGAGCUAGAAGAAAUUGCUUCAGAGAAUUCAGAUUCCAUCUAUUCUUCAACUCCUGAAGUUAAGGCCUGAGCAUCAAGCAUAUGUGACAGAUAGUAUACAACUUACGGACUAAAACAACAAGCAGAGAAAAGCAUCAGCCUUACAGAGUUACUCUCUGCUUAAGGCAAACGCAGCAGUAAAUAAUGGGAAAUAUGAAUUAGCUCCAGUGCGGGAACGACUAACUUGGUGUGACCCAUGAGUGAAAAUUCAUGAGCAUCAGAUGAAGGCAGGUGGAGUUAUGCUCUUAGAGUACGACAGCCUGUUGUGUUUUUAAUUAAUGAGUAUGUGCAAGCCAACAUCCAAUUUCUCUUAUUACAGUUAGAUUUCAUGUAGCUGUUUAUGUUAUUAUGGAGAAGAAAAAUAUAUUGGCCUAUUUUUCUGACUUCCCUUAAAGCAGGAUGCCUUUUUUUUUUUUUUUUUGCUUUAGUUGUAAAAAAGAGGGAAUACAUGAUAAAGUACUGGUUUGAUUUCUCUUUCAUUGUACACUGCUUCUGAACAUCUAAUUGUUUUUAGUUGUCCAAAUAAAAUGUGUCUAAAACAAAA